GCACCUUUAAAAAACAAGCAGGAAAGAAUCGUAUUAGCCUGAUCACAUGAACUGUUCUGGCUUCUCCAGUGAUAGAAUUAAACCAGUAAUGCUUAAUGCUUAAGACAACUCAACAGUCAACACCACCACCUCUUCUUCCAUCUCCAAUUCCCACACCGUAAUGAUGAAACAAUUACACAAACAAACCAGCGUGAAUCACAGGAGAGAAGAUGAAAUCCCAACUUCAACUCAAUCUUACACACCUAAGACACUAAAACACCCUAGAUCCAUUUCUUAUAUCUUCAAAGAACAACGCUUUCUUUUCAUUCUUGUUGGCAUUUUAAUUGGUUCUGCUUUCUUCAUUUUCCAGCCCACUCUCUCCCGCCUUAAUCCAUCUACCCAUUCUUCUAUCCCCACUUCAAUUUAUCAUCGCCACCAAGAUUCCUCAUCUGGGUCCUCGGGGUUUGCCUCGAAGGGAUCGUUUCCAGGCCGGGUCCCAGCUGCGAUCGGGAGGAAGAGGCUGCGUAUUGUGGUUACUGGUGGGGCUGGAUUUGUUGGGAGUCACUUGGUGGAUAAAUUGAUCUCGCGGGGUGAUGAGGUUAUUGUGAUUGAUAAUUUUUUUACUGGGAGGAAAGAUAAUUUGGUUCAUUUGUUUGGGAAUCCGAGGUUUGAAUUGAUUAGACAUGAUGUUGUUGACCCUAUUUUGUUGGAAGUUGAUCAGAUCUAUCACUUGGCUUGUCCUGCUUCUCCGGUUCAUUAUAAGUACAAUCCUGUCAAGACUAUUAAGACGAAUGUGAUGGGCACACUUAAUAUGUUGGGUUUGGCAAAGAGGGUAGGGGCGAGGUUUUUGUUAACGAGUACGAGUGAGGUUUAUGGCGAUCCACUAGAGCAUCCGCAGAAGGAGACUUAUUGGGGAAAUGUGAAUCCAAUAGGUGAGAGGAGUUGCUAUGAUGAAGGAAAACGGACUGCAGAAACAUUAGCCAUGGAUUAUAAUCGAGGUGCAGAUGUUGAGGUGCGUAUUGCUCGCAUUUUUAAUACGUACGGGCCUCGCAUGUGCUUGGAUGAUGGACGUGUUGUCAGUAAUUUUGUUGCUCAGGCCAUCCGCAAACAACCAAUGACUGUAUAUGGUGAUGGGAAACAAACUAGGAGCUUCCAAUAUGUUUCUGAUCUGGUUGAUGGGCUGGUGGCACUAAUGGAAGGCGAGCAUGUGGGACCUUUUAACCUUGGCAAUCCAGGAGAGUUCACUAUGCUAGAGCUCGCAGAGGUUGUCAAAGAGACUAUUGAUUCAAGUGCAACAAUAGAAUUCAGACCCAACACUGCUGAUGAUCCACAUAAGAGGAAACCAGAUAUCAGCAAAGCAAAGGAGUUGCUGAACUGGGAGCCAAAAAUUUCUUUGAGAGAAGGAUUGCCUCUCAUGGUGAAUGACUUCCGGAAUCGCAUUUUGGAAGGAGAUGAAGGGAGAGGGCUUUAAAUAAAAUAACGGCAGAACUACAAUGUAUAGUGUGAAGACCUUAUCUAUAUCAUUCAUUUAGUAGGUAUCUUUCAUAAUCCAUGUUUGCAUGGAAAUUAUAGCUAGGUGCCACUAUAGCAGGAAAAUAUGCAUGUUGCUCAUGCCCUAUGCUGAUUAGCACAAAAUCGAUACUAGUUUAGUUUUUCAUUUGCAAUUUUUUGAAUACCGUUUUUAUACUGCAUUCCUAGUCCUGACCACUCUUGAAAGGCUUGUAUUAAAUAGUAAGUUUUGGUGCGGAAUAACACAGCGAUGAAGGAAUAUUGUGCCGUGAUUCGGCCA
This is a messenger RNA of Populus trichocarpa (black cottonwood), 1768 nucleotides long. Its product is annotated as UDP-glucuronic acid decarboxylase 1. NCBI's taxonomy places the organism in Eukaryota, Viridiplantae, Streptophyta, Magnoliopsida, Malpighiales, Salicaceae. The record is from RefSeq and is a predicted model, not a curated record. Gene Ontology annotation, molecular function: NAD+ binding; UDP-glucuronate decarboxylase activity. Gene Ontology annotation, cellular component: cytoplasm. Gene Ontology annotation, biological process: D-xylose metabolic process. The coding region runs from base 161 to 1450 and encodes 429 amino acids. The transcript has 7 exons.